Trichoderma breve is the source of this 354-nucleotide messenger RNA. RefSeq names its product interferon-induced 6-16 family domain-containing protein. The transcript has 3 exons. Bases 1 to 354 code for a protein of 117 amino acids. NCBI's taxonomy places the organism in Eukaryota, Fungi, Ascomycota, Sordariomycetes, Hypocreales, Hypocreaceae. The record is from RefSeq and is a predicted model, not a curated record. Gene Ontology annotation, cellular component: membrane.
AUGACCCCUCAAGACUGUAUUCAGCAUUUCGUAACCGAACAUCCCAUCGAAGCGGCGAAGCUACUUGGCGGAAUAACCGUCACCGCUGCCCCUGUGGCCGUUGCUGUCCCCUUCUUGGGCGCACUUGGCUUUGGAGCUGUUGGUGUAGCAGGGGGUUCUCUGGCUGCAACGAUCCAAGGGAGCAUAGGCCCCAUUGCGGCAAAGAGUCUGUUUGCCAUUUUGCAGAGUGCGGGAGCUGGAGGGAUGGGACUGGCCGCUGUGAAGACAGCCAUUCUAGCUGCUGGAGGAGCGAUGACCGCAGGGCCCGUACACACGCUUCUGCAAUGCUUGAGCAGCAAUGCCACGGCAACGUGA